AUGGGCGACUACUCAGAGUCAUGGCUCAAGUUCGAGGAAUAUCUAGGCGUCCGACCGGUUCUCAACGGAAAUGCUGAUGAAAUGCGCUCCAUGCAAGAGGACAUGAUGACGGCACUUGCAGCACAAUACCCCCCAAUCCCUAAUUCUAUCAGGAUCCAUGAGGGUGUGCAUGAUUCUUUCAACUAUCGUAUUUUUUGCCCUGCUGCCGACACAAGCGACAAACUCCCUGUUGGAGUAUACUAUCACCCCGGAGGUCUUGUCAUUGGACCGUCCAUUGCGGACGACUAUUUUUGCGCCACUAUUGCAAGCAGCAAAAUCGUCGUCAUUUCCAUAAUGUAUAGAUUAUCACCAGAGCAUAAGGCACCAGCACACCUUGAAGACGCGCUCAAUGGGUUUGAAUGGGCGUAUAACAACGCUUCUAGAUUCGGAGGCGAUUCAACGAGAAUAUACGCCAUAGGCGUCUCGGCCGGGGCUGGACUUGCUUUUUCCGUCACUCGCAAGGUCCUUUUGAGUCAAUCUUCACUGCGACCUGAUACGGUCAAAGGCAUUGCUGUCUUCUGUCCCGUUGCGCUGCACCCCGACCACAUCCCGAAAUAUUACGAGUCAACUCAUACAUCUUACGCCGAGAUGGAGGAGAAUGUGCCACUUUUGAGCGCAUCAACGAUGCGUCUAUUCUUCGACCUUGCAGGAAAUGAUGCUGAAAAUGAGGACUACUUUCCAAUUAGAGAUUCGAACAUCUUGGGGCGAUUACCAGCCGUGUAUGUAUGUACCAGCGAAUUGGAUCCAGUGAGAGAUGAUGGAAAGGUGUUGGUGGCAACCUUGAAGGAUGCAAGGGUUCCCGUCAAGUCUGACCAUUAUCUUGGCCUUCCACAUUGCUUCUGGAUAGUUCCUUCUUUACCCGAGACUGAGACAUUUUAUAAAAAGGCUAUUAAUGGAAUGCAAUGGGUUAUUGGGAUGUAG
This is a messenger RNA of Trichoderma harzianum CBS 226.95, 960 nucleotides long. RefSeq lists its product as hypothetical. The transcript is spliced from 3 exons. The coding region runs from base 1 to 960 and encodes 319 amino acids. NCBI's taxonomy places the organism in Eukaryota, Fungi, Ascomycota, Sordariomycetes, Hypocreales, Hypocreaceae. Gene Ontology annotation, molecular function: hydrolase activity. The record is from RefSeq and is a predicted model, not a curated record.